AAACUCACCACUCUACUCUUUCUCUCUCUAAUCUCUAGAGAGAGUUUCUUCUCUUCAUUGAAACACUCUCUCUCCUACAGACAUUUUUUUCGCUGGCAAGGAAGAAAGCAGUGGGAGUAGUACUAGUACUGUGUCAAUUACUCAUUUUCCUUUUCCGCUUGGGUUUUUUUUUUUUCCUUUUCUGCGCCUGUGACUUCCUUCAUAAAGGAGAGAGAAACUCUGAAAUGUCGCUUCUGUAAUUUCCCUUUUUCCCUGUACUGGCUUCUUCAGCCUUUUGGGUGCUCCUCAUCUCAGUCCAAAAGAGUGAUUUUCUUUGUAUCACUGUUACUAAGCUUGAUUGUUACGGUUUUCUUUCGCUUUUUUGCCCUUUCUCUAUUCCUAUGAGAAUCUGAAGAGAAAAAAAUUGAAUGAUGGAGCAGAGUAUUCUAUGUCCGAUAAAAUACACGGAGCAUCGGAGCGUCACGAAGAAGGUGAGGAAACAGUCGAGGAAGUCGUUGUGUUCGCCGUCAUCGUCGUCGUCGGCGGAGUUUAGCCCCGCCGUGCCGAGAGUCGUGAGGAUAUCCGUUAUGGACCCUUACGCCACCGACUCGUCGGACGACGAAGAAGACGAGGGUGAGUUUAUUUUCAGCCGUCAGCGGGUGAAGAGAUAUGUCAAUGAGAUUAAGAUUGAGACGAGUUGUAAGCCGAGAAUCGCCGCAGUUAAUGCUCGGAAGAGACCGGCGGUGGAGGCGCCGGCGCAUCGGAGGCCGAUCAAGACCACGACGACGAACGGGAGGAAGUUCCGCGGCGUGCGGCAGCGGCCGUGGGGAAAAUGGGCGGCGGAGAUUAGAGAUCCGGCGAGGCGCGUGAGGUUGUGGCUGGGGACGUACGACACGGCGGAGGAGGCAGCGAUGGUGUACGACAACGCCGCGAUUAAGCUUCGCGGCCCCGACGCGCUCACGAACUUCGUCACGCCGUUUCAGAAGGAUCAGAAUCCGGAGUUGCCGGAGGAGAACAAGGCCUCUUCUGCAUCCGCCUCCGUCUCCGGCUACGAUUCCGGCGAUGAGUCGCGGAAUCUCUCGUCUCCGACGUCGGUGCUUCACUUCAGGACUCAUUCAACUGAAGAAGCCGAGGCGCCGCAGAAGCCGGUGGAGCCGUUAGAGGCCGAGGUCUGUCAACCUCUAUUACUGAAAGCACCGAAACAAGUAAUGAUAGUCGAAGAAUGUCAAGGCGAGACGAGUAUCGCAGAUGAUUUGGGAGAGUACUGGCCUCUUGACUUCCCGUCGUUCGACGACGACGUUUUCAAGUUCGAAUCGCCGGAAUCGGAGACGCUGUUCGAGCCGUCGUUCCUCUUUGACGAAAACGACGACGUUUCGGCGAUUACAUCCUUACCGGAGAGCGUACUGAAGGAGGAUUUCAGCGACAUGUUUCUGGACUCGUUUGAGACGUCGUCGCCGCCGUUGCCGUCGGCGGCGUGGCAAGGGGACGAUCUGUUUCAAGAUAUUUUGUUCGGUUCCGAUCCUCUUGUGGUCCUCUGAGCAAGGACUGAGCACUGUCAUUGGACCGAGUGUUGCCGCCGUUGGCUUGCCGAUUUCUCGGCAGAUUUUGUUCAGGCUGCAGCAAAAAUCAAUGCGACAAAAAAAAAA
This is a messenger RNA of Morus notabilis, 1625 nucleotides long. RefSeq names its product ethylene-responsive transcription factor CRF4. Gene Ontology annotation, biological process: regulation of DNA-templated transcription. Lineage: Eukaryota; Viridiplantae; Streptophyta; Magnoliopsida; Rosales; Moraceae. The record is from RefSeq and is a predicted model, not a curated record. The coding region runs from base 408 to 1517 and encodes 369 amino acids. Gene Ontology annotation, molecular function: DNA binding; DNA-binding transcription factor activity. The transcript has a single exon.